AACCAGGACCAGGACCAUUCGUGAUUGCGCCCUCGACGAUUACGAACGCAAACAAAACAAAAGCGCUUGAUUCAAAUAUAACAACAUCAUGAAAAUCGAUAUUCAUACCCACGUUUUACCGAAGACGUGGCCCAACUUAGCUGAGCGCUAUGGUUAUGGUGGCUUUGUGCAAUUGGAACACGAUCCUGACAACAAAGAUACUGCUAAAAUGAUGAAAGAUGGAAAGCUUUUUAGAGUUGUGGAAAAAAACUGUUGGGACAUGGAGUCUCGACUCGCCGAUAUGGAAAAAUCCAAGGUUGCCGUGCAGGUGCUGUCCACAGUCCCCGUUAUGUUCAGCUAUUGGGCCAAGUCUGCUGAUGCACUGGAUCUAUCAAAAAUUCUCAAUGAUGACCUGGCUGGCAAGGUUAACAAAUUUCCUUCAAAGUUUGCUGGCCUUGGGACUGUUCCUAUGCAAGACCCUCUUCUGGCUGCAGAGGAAAUAAAGAGAUGUGUUGUGGACCUUGGACUGUCUGGAAUUCAAAUUGGUUCACAUGUUAACAAAUGGAACCUGGAUGCUCCAGAAUUGACUCCAAUCUGGAAAACAUGUGAAGAUUUGAAGUGCUCUGUUUUUGUGCAUCCUUGGGACAUGCCCAGUCUGGAUGGCAGACAUAGUAAAUAUUGGAUGCCUUGGCUCGUUGGAAUGCCAAUGGAGACCACAACCGCGAUAUGUUGUAUGGUUAUGGGUGGUGUUCUUCAGAAUUUUCCCUCCCUUAAAGUCUGUUUUGCCCACGGUGGCGGCGCCUAUCCCUUCACUAUAGGAAGGAUAGAACAUGGUUACAAAGUGAGGCCUGAUCUAUGUGCCACAAACUGUUCUCUUAGUCCACGAGAGUUCUGCGGCAAAUUCUACACUGACUCCCUCGUCCAUGAUUCCAAUGCCCUACGGAUGCUUGUUGACGUGAUUGGAAAAAGCCGCGUCAUGCUUGGAACUGACUACCCUUUUCCACUGGGAGAAUUGGAACCAGGCGCGUUAAUUGAAUCCAUGGACGAUCUAGGUUCCCUGAAAGAUAAGCUACUUUACGAAAAUGCCAUGGAAUUUCUGAAUUUGGAUUCUUCGAGAUUUGAAAGCUAGAAUCCAAUCAAUGAUUGACAGUUUGCCGAUGCAAAAGUAUACUGGAAAGGCGUCUACAAUGCUCAAACUUACCUAAGGGUAAAAGCUAUAUUUUAUCUUCCACAGGAUCAUUAACAUUUAACAUGGUUAACGUUUAAUUGCCUUCAUUAUGUUUAAAACAUCUCUAAUCGAAAUACUUACAAUCACAUUAAAUUUGAGGAACUGUGUUCUGUUAAUUCAUUUUGAAUUUGGUGUCUUUGUUUCAUGUCUUUAAUACCGUCUGCUAUCUGUUGGAUUGGCAAUUGACUUCUUUCGUAAUCCGCAUGAAUGUCUAAAUGAUGUCGAAGCUUGAGAGCUAGCGUACGGACCGCUUCGGGAUCUUGCUGAACAGAUAUACUCCAAAUCUCGUCGAACGCUAUCGGUUGUUGGGGUUGCAUUACUUUUGGUAGUAGACGAAUGUUCUCUACGAUGUUUAGGUUCCAUUACAUUAGAAUGCCAAUAGUAAAUAAAGCAUAUGUGAAAAGGUUUA
Molecule: messenger RNA, 1616 nt
Organism: Daphnia carinata
Lineage: Eukaryota; Metazoa; Arthropoda; Branchiopoda; Diplostraca; Daphniidae
Product: 2-amino-3-carboxymuconate-6-semialdehyde decarboxylase-like
Exons: 7
Coding region: 89-1108 (339 amino acids)
Biological process (GO): secondary metabolic process
Cellular component (GO): cytoplasm; cytosol
Molecular function (GO): carboxy-lyase activity; hydrolase activity
Source: RefSeq, a predicted model, not a curated record